GUUCCGUUUAGCCUCGUAUCACGCUCUUUGUGAGGAUGUGAAACUCGAGGACGCGUAAGAAAAAUACAAAUAUAUUCAGUAACGUGUAUAUAAUGAUUUAAUUGGGUGUUCGCACUUACUGAAUUAAAAAGUGGUUUCAAGUCAAGGCAAAGGACGGACGGAGGUUUCAUGAAAGUGCCAAACACUUCAGAAUGGGACGCGUCCAAAUGGAUUCUAGCCGCUCUUCUAAUCACGACACCGCAACAAGGAAAAAGUGGUAAAGAGGACCAGGACACAACUAAAUUACAGUAUUAACUGCGCGUCAGACGAAGGAAAGAAGGAAGUGAACCAAAACCGUGGCUCUUCACUGUUUAGUGCACUUCAUAUUUGACCAGCGGCUGCCGCAGGCUCCCACGGACACCAUGGUUUCUGCUCCUAUGAACAGAUGAGAGUGUGCAGUCGCUUCAACCGAGCAGCAAUGAGCAGUGUACGGUAGACGAGCGUAGGCUGCGUGGCUCACCAGAACUAAUUCAGUGCUUCUAUUGUGUGAAACCCAGUUGUCCUGAAGAUGGGGCAUCCUCCCCUGGAGUUUAGUGACUGCUAUCUGGACAGUCCGGACUUCAGAGAGACUCUCAAGUGUUAUGAGCUGGAGCUGGAGAGGACGAGCAAAUUCCUCAAAGAGCUGAUAAAAGAUGGCAACAGUGUGAUCACUGCUAUCAAAGGAUAUUCUUUGGCUGUACAGAAGUUUUCCCAGACUCUCAGCACGUUCCAGUUCGACUUCAUCGGUGACUCCCUGACUGAUGAUGAGAUCAACAUUGCUCAGUCGUUCCAGGAGUUUGCCGGACUUCUGCAGGAAGUGGAGCACGACAGGAUGAUGCUGGUCCAGAACGCCUCCGAUCUGCUCAUCAAGCCGUUGGAGAAGUUCAGGAAGGAGCAAAUAGGAGUCACAAAAGAAAAGAAAAAGAAGUUUGAGAAAGAGAGUGAAAAAUAUCACUCCCAGGUAGACAAACACCUGAAUCUCUCCGCCAAGAAGAAAGAGAGUCAGCUUCAAGAGGCUGAUGAUCUUCUUGACAGAGAGCGAGUGAACUUCUAUGAGUCGUCAGUGGAGUAUGUGUACCAGAUCCAUCAGGUGCAGGACAGGAAGAAGUUUGAUGUGGUGGAGCCGGUGCUGGCGUUUCUUCACAGCAUUUUUACGCUCAACAACUUGACAGUGGAGAUGACUCAGGACUUCAUGCCUUACAAGCAAGAACUGCAGCUCAGCUUGCAGAAUACGAGAAACCACUACGAGAGCACUAGCGAGGAGAUGGAGGAGCUGAUGAAGAGGAUGAAACACCCAUCCCAGAUCAGUAAAAUGCACAGUUUGCUGCCCAUGGAGGGUUAUCUGUACUGUCAGGAGAAGUGGGCUUUGGGCGUGUCAUGGGUCAAAUAUUAUUGCAAGUAUCACAAGGAGGGGAGACAGCUGGUCAUGGUGCCUUGUGAACAGAAGCCUACUACUAAACAGGGCACGACGCAGCUGACACUGAAAUCCUGCAUCCGCCGCAAGACAGAGUCCAUAGACAAGCGCUUCUGCUUUGACGUGGAAACUAAUGAGAGAAACACACCCGUCACUUUCCAAGCUCUUUCGGAGGGAGACAGGAAGCUGUGGAUGGAGGCCAUGGAUGGAAAAGAGCCUAUCUAUCAUUCCCCAAUUCACAAGCAAGCUGAAAUGGAGCUGAAUGAGUUUGGAUUCAAGUUUGUGCGAAAGUGCAUCAAUUAUGUUGAAACAAAAGGACUCACGCAAGAAGGCGUGUACAGAACAGUUGGCAGCAACAUCCAAGUGCAGAAGCUUUUAAAUGCCUUCUUUGACCCCACAAACCCAGGAGAUGUGGAUCUUUACAGCAGUGACUGGGACGUUAAAACCAUCACAAGUGCACUGAAGUUUUAUCUGAGGAGCUUGUCUGAACCUCUGAUGACCUACAGUCUACACAGAGACCUCAUGUGUGCUGCAAGUAAGGAAAUUAUCCAGCACUAAGAUUAAGGAGUUUUGUAUGCUUUGUUUUGGAAACUUCCUUUUAUUAGUGUCAGGCCAUUGCAGUAUGUUUCAAGAGACUUGGUGAAUGUGUGCAGCCACAGUGAAGAAAACCGGAUGACCCCUUCAAACAUGGCUGUUAUCUUUGGACCCACGCUAAUGAGAGCGAAGGAGGAGACAGUGGCGGCCAUGUUGGACAUCAAGUUCCAAAAUAUUGUUGUUGAGAUUCUGAUUGAGGACUCCAAAAAGAUCUUCAGUUAUAUGCCAGAGGACAGCACUGCCCCACCUGUCCCUCCUCCGCGGAUCACCCCGAGAAAGCGGCAACCCAUCACAAUCUCCAAGCGGCCACCUCGUGUUUAUCCAGCUCUUAGUCACGACCACUUGCAGCACACAGAGAAUGGCCAGAACGACUACUCUGCUGUGGACGGGGAAGUCUCAACCAACCCUGUUCCCCUUCAGCGGACAAAACCUGUAAACUGUCCUCCACUCGUUCCAAGAGAACCUCCUCCAAGACAAGCGCUGAUGCCCAGACCAUCUAUCCGUCAGGACAGACACUCAGACUCUGACGCUGGCAAGACAGACGAUACAAGGCAAAGGCCAGAUUCUUCUUCGGCAGCAAAUGGGGAGUCUGGAGUCUACGUGAGCAGAGUGCCAUCCUUCCAGAGCAGAAGACCACCUCCUAAAGGCACGCCAGCCAACCGAGAAGGAGAUUCUGAAGGUCUAACCAGAAUGAGGUCCACAGAGAAACAUGCCAUUUGCAGACCCCCUGUCAGGCCUCCCGAGCCCCCCUCCAGAUUCCCUACUCCACAAAAGACCCCGAGUGCAGCCAGCAGCGAGGGCAUGGCCUCAUCCUAUGUCGCCUCAAAAACAAAGUUUUUUGAGAAUGCCUCCAAGCAUGUUGGCAGUCCACCGCCCUCUCCGUCAUCAACAGUGACAAAUGUGAAGAAAGAGAAUUAAAGUUACGGGGAUUCACACCACAUCGGAUGAUCUCUGCAUGUGCUGUUUGUUGGGUGCUGAUCAAGCUGGAGGGAGUCACCAUCAAUGAACUCAGUGAUCUUAUCGCAUAGAUUGAAGAAGUGGUUCUUUGUAGACAUGAAUGGAUGUAUUUGAUUCCAUUUGAUUUUUAAUAGCAUGAACGAUGUUUUGAGGCAACGCAGUAGCAAAUGGACUUUUGAAUGAGCUCACAAAGUAAUUGUCUCAGAGUUUGAUGAUUAUUCCAAAGUUAGGAUGGAGUGACUGUUUUCCCCUUGUUUCAGGCCAAUUGACAAUAAUGUCAAAUAAUAUUACAAUGUUUUGUCAUUUUACAGUGUUAAAAAGUUUGAAUGGCAAAUUUCUUUGGAGGGAACUAACUGCCAUAACUGGUUAUAACUGCUUACUUAAACGUCUUCUUGUCCAAAUGCUUACACUUGUUUUUAGCAUUGUAAAAUAGAUCUCCCAAAGAAGACUAAUUGAUUAAAUAGGUUUAAUCAUUAUUAAUCUGAAAUAGAUUUUUUGUUAAAUAUUAACUUCUUUAUAAAAUGGACCAUUUAAUGGUCUGUCAAGGAGCCUAAUGAAGAAAUUUCAUUUAAAGAUAAAUUAUUUCCAUGGAAGGUAUUUCAGUUUAGGUUCAUUCAAAGAAGAAUAUUUAGAUCUAAAUUUAAAUCAUGUAUGUCAGGUCAGACAUAAUGAGUCAUGUGGCCAUAAGUCACUUUUUAAGAGGCAUUACAAAGAAGUAUUGCUAUAAAAUGUCAGCCUGUAUUCCACUCAGUGUUGUUUGAGUUUAGAUAAUGAAUGUAAUGCUAGUGUUAGUUUAAUUGGGAAAAAUUAAAACAGUCACUAGUGACCAUCCUUUCAUUCCACUUCUGACUUUGGUGUCGCCCACUUCUUACCUAAUGAAGGCAGAUCAGGUUGCACAGGAGAGACCUUGAAGUUUACCUGAAUUUGUUGCACCUCAAAAUAAUAGGGAUCAAAAUGCAGGUCACAUAAGAAUCAAAAGUGAUUGUUUCAAUAUGUGAAUAUAACACUCCAGUGUUUUGUUUUAUUUCUUUGUUCUUAAUAUGGUUAUGUUAAUUUUACACUUGUUUUAUUUUGAUAACCCGACUUGAAAAUUCUGGUUGUUGUCUGGUUGGAUUUGUUUUCAUAAAAUUAAAUAAAAAUGAAAAAGUUCUCAACUGCA
This is a messenger RNA of Epinephelus fuscoguttatus (brown-marbled grouper), 4142 nucleotides long. Its product is annotated as oligophrenin-1-like. The transcript has 25 exons. Gene Ontology annotation, biological process: signal transduction. Gene Ontology annotation, cellular component: cytoplasm. NCBI's taxonomy places the organism in Eukaryota, Metazoa, Chordata, Actinopteri, Perciformes, Serranidae. The record is from RefSeq and is a predicted model, not a curated record. Gene Ontology annotation, molecular function: protein binding; GTPase activator activity.